AUGUCGAAGCACUCAACCCGACACACGUUCACGUACAAGACUGAACCAGUCAACAUUCUUUGCGAUGUCUAUCUACCCGAGUAAGUCCAAGACCUCCCAAUCGGCUAGCAGGAGAAGCUGCGAACUCGCUCGAAGGGGUGACGAUCUUCUCAGCUGCUCACCGACACCCUAGAUGCCAUGCCCAGAUGGCGGGGUUCAUCCCCUCAGAGCUAGAACAGCAUGAAUAUCAACUCCCUUCGGUUCAAUGUUGACUAUUGACAUCCACCCCGUCUUCCCCUGCCUCCCCUCGUUCAAUCUCCUCCGCAACUGGCGCCCCACUUUCCUCCCUUGAACCCGCAGCGAAACCAAAUUCGGCGUCGUCGCUGCAUUGACGCGUCAAAUCUUGGCUUCGGCAGGUGGCAAGCACUCGGUUGUAGAUGAUCACAGGCUGCCCGUGUUGAUCUACUGGCAUGGUGGUGGACUCACGGCGGGCAAUCGACGGGAGUGGACCCCUCACUGGCUGUUCAGUAAGCCUGACGAAUAGAUUCAAGGGCAGUGAAAGAAAGUCUGACGUGAACCAAUGCUUUCCAACAGAUGAUGCACUCGAUGCUGGCUUUAUCAUUGUAGGUCCUAACCCGUCUCGCAGGCUUCGUUGAGCUCCACUGAUCGUUGUAUCUGCGCGAAACAGGUAUCCGCCGAUUAUCGGCUCCUCACACCCUCGUCGGCACACAUCGUCAUCGAAGACGCAAAGGAUCUCAUCGAAUGGGUGCACACCCAACUCAACGUGCACCUCUCCAACAUCUCGUCGCAACUCGCGGACGUCGACCGCGUCGCCGUUUCGGGUUCUUCGGCCGGCGGUUACGUCGCUUACCAAGCUUGUCUCCACGCCCAACCCACCCCAAAAGCACUUUGUUCGAUCUACGGCGCGGGAGGAGAUUUCUUACUCGAUCAUUGGUACACACCCAAGACCGAACCUUGGUACAAGAAUCGACCCCUUCUCGCCCUGGACGAUCCGCGCUUCCAGGCCAUUCAUGAAACUCCGAAAACGAAAGCUGCGACAACGGGGACGGAGAAAACGGACCCUCGCAACGAGUACGCUUUUUGGUUGAUGCAAAAAGGUGAUUACCUCGAUAUGGUUUCGGGGGUUAAAGGGCUCGGAAAACGAUUGCGUGGGUUGAAGUAUGCCGAGAGGGCAAAAGCCGUUCCCGAACAGGUGAGGAUCACGUUCCCUCAGUUCGGAAUCGAACAAGCCGAGACGUUCCCUCCGACGAUUCUCGUACAUGGAACUACGGAUGACGCUGUCUUGAUUGAAGAAUCGAGGAAUCUGGCCGAGACGUUGAGGAAGAAAGGGACAGUCGAGGUUGAGCUGUUGGAGUUUGAAGCGAAAAACCAUAUGUUCGAUGUCGAGGACGAGUAUGUCGAGCUGAAGAAGGUCGUGCCGUUCUUGGUCCAACAUAUUCAAAAGUGA
Microbotryum saponariae is the source of this 1447-nucleotide messenger RNA. NCBI's taxonomy places the organism in Eukaryota, Fungi, Basidiomycota, Microbotryomycetes, Microbotryales, Microbotryaceae. The record is from the annotation of a GenBank genome assembly.